UCUGGCGGGACGGUCGGGUUCAAGAAAGUGAACAGAGAGUCGUAUGAGGCUGGCUAUCAGUGCGGACUACGGAUGAUCAAGGCUAUAGAGACGCUGCUGGACAAGCAGGACGUCCGUUUGGAGAUUCACCUCGACGGUUUUGGGCAGGGUAGGGACGCCGUCAUGCAGAGUAUCUUGGGGUCGGAGGGGUUGAGGAUGAGGACGUGUGUUCGCGCCAUCGUCGACACCACAAAGAUCAAGUUUGGCGGUGUGAGAGCGAAGAAGUUGAGGAAGAUCUAG
This is a messenger RNA of Dacryopinax primogenitus, 279 nucleotides long. RefSeq lists its product as uncharacterized. The transcript has a single exon. The annotation marks the transcript as partial. Gene Ontology annotation, molecular function: structural constituent of ribosome. The record is from RefSeq and is a predicted model, not a curated record. Gene Ontology annotation, cellular component: ribosome. NCBI's taxonomy places the organism in Eukaryota, Fungi, Basidiomycota, Dacrymycetes, Dacrymycetales, Dacrymycetaceae. Gene Ontology annotation, biological process: translation.